AUGUUCAGAGGGGGCUUGACCAGUCUUAUCCAUCAUCAUUCGUUGAACAUCUCCGCAACAAGAUCUGAAGAUUCCGAGGCUUUGACCCUGGUGGGAUCAGAUGUCGACAGCAUCGAAUCAGCAGGGGAGAUCUUCCAUGAGACUUGGGCACAGCUUUUAGAGGUUAUUGUUGGAACAGUGAUGCUAGCUGCGCGAGUGAGAUGGCUUGCGUUCCUGCCAUUGGUCAUCAUCAUCGUGUGCUCUAGGAUGAGCGCAUACGUUGCUAAUCAUCUGGAAGGUAAACAAAAGAACUGGAAUGUUGCGACUCAAAAACGUAUUGCGACUAUCACAUCCGCUUUGAGUGGCAUUAAGAGUCUCAAAAUGCUAGGCAUGGAGGAUGCAAUUAAAUCUCAAAUCUUAAAUCUGAGAAGCCAGGAGUUGCAUAUUUCGCAGGGAUUGAGGUGGAUCUUGGUUGCCUACAAUGCAAGUGCAAAUGCUCUCGGUAUUUUUGCCCCUGUUGUCACGCUGAUGUUGUAUGCAAUGACUUCACGCAAUGAUGGAUCUAUGCAGGCCAAUGAAGUCUUCUCGUCCCUUGCUCUUCUGGCUAUGGUAACACAUCCAGCGAAUAUGAUUAUGACCCUAGUCCCUCGUGCCGUUGCUGUAAUGGCAAACUUUACUCGAGUGCAGGCUUAUCUCACUAAACCAUCAAUGGAGGACAAUCGCCAAUGUGAAAGUGAAGGCGAUGUACACCGAUUAACUUCGAUGAAUCAUGUGACUAUCAAGCCUGCUUCGAUGGCACACCCUAUCCUCCGAGAUGUCUCCUUAGAUCUAGGCCGAGGUGAGCUUCUCCUCUGUGUCGGAUCUGUGGGAAGCGGAAAAUCAACACUGGCGCUGGCUUUGCUAGGGGAGCUCCACCUAACUUCUGGCACCAUCCGCGUACAAUCAAAGCAAAUAGCAUACUGCGCUCAAAAAGCUUGGCUUCCAAGUGGGACUAUUUGUGAUGCAAUAUCAGGAGAGGCUGUUGGUCUCAAUCUAGAGUGGUACAACACGGUCGUUGAUGCAUGUGGCUUGCUUCCUGACCUUGAAGCGCUUCCGGACGGUGAUAAAACCAUGAUCGAAAACAACGGAAUCAAUUUAUCGGGAGGCCAGAAGCAGCGCAUUGCUCUGGCUCGAGCCGUAUACUCGCGAAACAAGAUACUAGUCCUUGACGAUCCAUUCAGUGCGCUUGACAAAGAUGUAAGAGAGCAUGUCAUACAGAGGCUGUUGGGAUCAGGAGGUCUGUUCAAGCAGAUGGAUAUGACGGUCUUUCUGAUAAGCAAUUUGGCAACGCUGCAUCCAUUUGCAGACAGAGUAUUAUCAUUACGCGAUUCAAUGGCCUAUUUACAACGGCCAUUGAGUCGCAAAGGGCCAGAAGCUUCGACUGUUCUUUCCUCAUCUAGGACAUCUCCUGGUGCCAGCCUUGCAAACUCAAAAGCGCCAAAGGGAUCAAUUGAGAGGGCUGAAGUCAAUCAUGAUGCAACCAAUCUACCCCAAAGGACUGGAGACUUGGCAGUCUAUGGCUUCUAUCUCAACGCGGUCGGCCGGUUAAGCGCUCUUUUCAUGACGUUCUGUACCGCUACAUAUUCUUUCGCCUUGACUUUCUCUACUUACAUACUCAAAUGGGCGGUUGAGGCACCUCUCAAAGACUUACAUAUGUACUUGGGCUUUUACGUCGCAAUAUCAGGCAUUGCAUGGAUAGCAACAAAUGGCACCAUGUGGUCCACACAUCUCAAGAUUGCAAUACGCUCAGGUGAAGUGCUUCAUGCUCAGCUGCUGGGUACAAUUCUUCGGGCGCCUCUCGCUUAUUUUACAGAUACACAGAUUGGUGUGACAUUAAAUAGGUUUAGCCAAGACAUCUCUCUUGUUGACAAGCAGCUCCCUCCGGCCCUAGCCAACCUAAGCGUCCAAAUCUUCAAGCUUCUAGCACAGGUCGUGCUCAUUUUGAGCGUCCAACCUUUGAUGACAGCAACAGUCCCAAUAUGUUUUAUCUGCGUAUAUUUCAUUCAACGAGUAUACCUCCGAACGUCUAAACAACUUCGCUACCUCGAUCUGGAGUCCAAGUCCCACGUUUACACUGACAUGCUCGACACGGUCAAUGGUGCAACCACAAUCAGAGCAUUCGGCUGGCAGCGAAAGUUCGAGCACAAAUUUGAUAAGGCAUUGAACCUUUCUCAAAAGCCUUCAUAUCUCCUUCUCUGUCUGCAAUGCUGGCUAAAGGUUGUCCUGGAUUGCUUGAUCGCAUUGAUCGCGAUCAGUCUCAUUGCGGUCUCUAUCUUGUAUAGAGACACAACAACCGGUGCUGACAUUGGAUUGGCCCUCAACCUCAUCAUAGUGGCAAAUGGUACACUUUUGAAGCUUGUACAGUCAUGGGCAUCGCUCGAAACAUCUUUAGGGGCCGUCUCUCGAUUAAAGAGCGUGCAGGAUUCGGUGUCGGUUGAAGACGAAGUCAACGUCUCGAAUCCAGGUCCGCGAUGGCCAUUAUCCGGUGAGACGCUGGUUGACAAGAUCUCAGUCUCUUAUUCUUCGUCAUCCGGCCUUGCUUUGCGGAACAUGUCUCUUCGGAUCGAUGGUGGGCAGAAUGUUAUCAUCACGGGUCGAACCGGAAGUGGAAAAAGCACACUCAUGCUUUCUUUACUCAAGCUUCUCGCUACGAAGGAGGGACUCAUCACAAUAGACGGCGUCGACAUUGCCCAAAUCUCGUCAAAUGCCGUGCGCCAACGCGGAAUUAUUGCAGUACCACAAGAUGGCUUCAACAUCCCAACAGCAACACUUCGCUUCAACCUAGAUCCAUACCACAUGAGCUCAGAAAAGACAAUAAUCGAGGCUCUGAAGAAGACACGACUUUGGGACAAGCUCACAUCUGUUUCCACUGACGAAUUCCAUGGAAACUCAGAAACAUUCACGAAAAUACUUGAUUUGCCAAUGUCGUGCUUCCUGCCACUCUCUGCUGGUCAAUUGCAGCUCUUUGCACUGUGUCGAAUGCUGCUGCGGAUAUGGUCGAUGGCAGCGACGAAGCCUAUUAUUAUACUAGAUGAAGCCAGCUCUUCUCUGGACCUGGAAACUGAGUCUAUCCUUCGCGAGAUUUUAGUAAAGGAUCUCUGCACUCACACGGUCGUGAUGAUUGCGCAUCAUGUUGAUGGGAUAAUCACCGCCAUGCGACCUGGGCAUGAUAAGAAUGUGGCGAUACAGGAUGGGCGUGUGUUGACAGAAUCUUUGAUUGGGAACGUCUUGGUUGAUGUAUAA
This is a messenger RNA of Penicillium pulvis, 3261 nucleotides long. Its product is annotated as ATP-binding cassette transporter. Bases 1 to 3261 code for a protein of 1086 amino acids. Gene Ontology annotation, cellular component: membrane. Gene Ontology annotation, biological process: transmembrane transport. Lineage: Eukaryota; Fungi; Ascomycota; Eurotiomycetes; Eurotiales; Aspergillaceae. The record is from RefSeq and is a predicted model, not a curated record. The transcript is spliced from 10 exons. Gene Ontology annotation, molecular function: ABC-type transporter activity; ATP hydrolysis activity; ATP binding.